Exophiala mesophila is the source of this 1151-nucleotide messenger RNA. RefSeq lists its product as uncharacterized. Lineage: Eukaryota; Fungi; Ascomycota; Eurotiomycetes; Chaetothyriales; Herpotrichiellaceae. The record is from RefSeq and is a predicted model, not a curated record. Gene Ontology annotation, molecular function: hydrolase activity. The transcript has a single exon. Bases 1 to 1053 code for a protein of 350 amino acids.
AUGCCUUCAGCAGAUUCACAACCCAACGGCCACCAUGAGGCUCUCAAUCCCAUUCAUCCCAAUAUGCUCGACCGGCUUGAUCCCGUCUUUGUCGAUCUCUAUAACAAGUAUGUUGCCAAUACGCCUAAUAAACCUAUAGACCUGGCCUUCCUCCGAUCCAAAUACUCGGUUCUCUACUCUUAUGGCACAGGCCCCGCCCCCGAUGUUGCUCGCAUCUAUGACACCAAGAUCCCCGUCGCUCCAGGCGUAGAGAUCGACGCCAGAGUGUAUGAGCCUUCUGCUGACGGACCCUGGCCUGUCCAUGUUGACUUUCACGGUGGUGGAUGGGGUCUUGGAGAUCUUGACACCGAAGCCCACAUCUGCAAGCAUAUCUGCCACAAGGCCAAGGUUGCCGUGAUUGACGUCGCCUACCGGCUGGUUCCCGAAAAUGUGUUCCCCACGGGCAUUGAAGAUUCAUUCGCUGCGGUCAAAUACAUUUACGAGAAUGGAGCACGAGAAUUCAACAUCAAGCCAGACAGCAUUUCAUUGGGUGGUGUGUCUGCUGGUGCCAAUAUUGCCUUGGUCUGCGCACAUUGGGCUCGAGAUGCACAGAUUCCACUCCGUCUGAUCGCGGCUGGAACACCGACCAUCGAUGACCUUGCCAAAUACUCAUGUGCCGCUGAAUCUCCGUUCCCUUCGAUGCAAGAGAACGAAUUUGCACCCACACUCAACUGGGCGCGACUCGCGUGGUUUGACAAGCUGAAGUGGAGCUCUCUCUCGACCGAUCCAGUGAUUGAAAAGGAACAGCGAGCCCGAAUUGGCUGGACGAAGAAUCUCCUCGAUGCGCCCAACUUCACAGGUUUAGCAAAGACGGUGAUUUACACCGCCGGAGCCGACCCUCUACGAGACGAAGGUGAAGCAUACGCCAUCAAAUUGGUGGAGCACGGUGUGGAGGUGGUGAUGAAGCGCUUUCCUGGAGUGCCACAUCCAUUCAUGCAUAUGGACAAGGAUCUCUGGCAGGCGUCCCAGUUUAUCGACAUGACUAGUAGAGAAAUUCGAGUCGCGCACGAGUAGGAUCGGGACUGUGUAGGUAUCAUACAAGCUGUACAGCGAACGGCGUUUUUGGUGGAUCUGACAACCAGGUAGUUUUGAGGAAUUGAAAAGCCGUACCG